CGUCUGCUGUUGUAUAGCUCGUGCGAUGUAAUUGCAGUUGUCUGUCAUAGUAAUUAUUAGUAGAGUUGUUUUGACUAUAUUAGAUCUGUCAGAGAAUCGCCUCUCGUCUGACACCGCGCCAGGUGUAAAAUUGGAAUAAUAUGUCAGACACUCAUUGGAUGUCAUCAAUACAUAGACGAUGGUUUAUGAGAGACAGCGAGGAUGAAAGAAUACAAGACUUUACCAUACUAUAAUGGACCUUCCCUUCCGCCAGAAAUUGUCCAGAGUUUGCACCAUAAUGGAAAAUGCUGGAAUACCACUAGUUAAGUCAGAUUUUCAGUAUACACGUUACGUUAGUACAGAUGAACUAGUUGAUGUCCAAUCUGUGAAUAGUUUCAAGAUCAUGGAUGAAAAGAAUAAUUUAGGAUUUAGACUUCGUCAUAGAAAGGAAUUGAUAAGCCACAGAUCAAAAGUAGUUGAUACGUCGUUUGUUCUUAGUCUUGUAGGAAUUAUUUGUAAUGUGUUCCAUUACGAGCUAGUUUUAGGAGAUGUUAUAAUAUACGACGGGGCAGCAUCUACCGUUUUACGGAUAAUUACCACUAUAACAACAUGUUUUCUGGUAAUUUCAAUCUUUAUGUACAAUUUGAUUGGCAUACGACUACAACUGGUGACAACAGGUCUUGACAACUGGAAGUUAGUCAUUAAUUCAAAUAUUAUUGUGAAAACAUUGCUAGAAAUUAUUAUCUGUUCUAUACAUCCGAUUCCAUAUGGAAAUUUUACUACGCCAAUGCUGGUAUUAAACCCAGAUACAUUUAUUUAUGAAACCCAUCAAGUACCAAUUAAUGCAAUUUUAUCAGUACUGAUGUUUCUACGUAUUUACAUCUUAGGAAGAUUUCUGGUUGUACACAGUGGUCUUUUCAGGGACACUACGGUUCAAAGUUUAGGGACACUAAGUAAAGUCAAUAUAAAUGCAAAAUUUGUAUUCAAAGCUUUGAUGUCAACAAUGCCCGGGACCAUUCUGACCGGUAUAUUAGUAACGACGCUGAUCGUAAAUAGCUGGGGCGUUAGGAUAUGCGAAUAUUAUUCAUUUGAAAAUUCUGUCGUCAAAUCUCCUGCGGGUAGCUAUCUUAGCGCUGUAUGGCUAAUAGCAGUAACCUUUCUUACAUUAGGUUAUGGUGAUAUUGUUCCUUAUAGCGUAUGUGGCAAAGUAUUUGCCAUCACAACCGGAAUGAUGGGCGUCGGUAUAAUGGCUCUGUGCGUUGCCGUAUUGGCGAAAAAACUUGAACAAACACGUUCCGAGAAGUACGUACAUACAUUUGUCCAGCAGAUCCAUAUGGACAAAAUUCGUCGUAAUGCUGCAGCUGAUGUAGUAAAGCAGUCAAUGUUGAUAUGGCGUCUUCGCAAACUGGGCUAUAAACAUACCAGCACUGAUGUUAUUCGUCAUCGCAGGAAAUUAAUAUCUGCUAUCCGCGAAAUGAAUAAGUCCAGUGACGAAAAGUAUAGAUUGCGCGAUAAUGUCGUUGGCACUGUGGAAAUUGCCAAAGGAGUAACAGAAGUAUGUGAUAUGGUUGAAAUUAUUAAAGACAAUCAGGAAACCGUCAAUAAAAGGCUUGAAAAUCUGGAAACUUCAUCCGCCAAUAUACAAAAACAACUUUAUGAAAUUCGCAAUUUACUUCGAACAAAUUUAAGAUGAUUAGUCUUAAAGACCCAUGCACAUUAUUUGGCCAAUUCAGAUUUUGACCAUCUUCAUGAAAACAACAUUGACAACUGUCCAUCUAAAAACUUUUUGAUAAUGUGAUUUAUUAUACUUUCACUCCUACGUGCACAGCAAGCAAAUAUGUAUCUUCAUAUGAUUUACAGAAAGACUUUUCAAUGAAAAUCAAAUGCUCAUCAAAUUAUUCUAAUAAGUAUUUCAAUCUUGUCAGUUUUUGUAUAACAUGCACGACAAUGGUUGGCCUUUCACUGAGGGAGCAGAAAGAACAACACGUGGAAUGAUAUUCUGACUUAAUAUGUUAUGUCCCAGGAACAUCCGUGGUAUGUAGUCAUCUCAGGAUUAUUGGCAGUAAGGAACAAGAUGUUAAUAUGUUGAUGGGAAUAUCUGUGAAUGUCUCUUCCUGUCACGUGUGUCAUCAUUUAUAGUCGCAUAUCAUGAAAUCAUCUGAGGAAUUGUGUUUGGUUAUUAUUGUGAUUGCAUAUCUCAUAAAACACCAAGAUAUUCAUAUUACUAAAACGGUUACAUAUUAUUAACCAAAUAUUCCAACGUCACCUUAGUUUUAUAAUGGAAAGUUAAAAUACAAAAACGUUCUAUGUAAAUCCCUUAUUCAUUCCGUAGAAUGCUAACAUUAGCAGUAUAUGAACACGAUUUGAUCACUAGUAUAUGUUCACUUUGUACAUUUCCAGUUCGUCGUACCAGUUUUACUUCUUUUAUUGGAAGUAUCCAGAUAAAUAGUUGGUGGCUUAUUGACUUACACGCACAGUCUAUUUGGAGCUUCAACCUAUUUUAGGUCCGUUAAUGUCUAUAAAGUAACGUACAGAAUAAGUUUCUACUCAAUCGAAUUAUGCACAUCUUUGAUGACGAAAUUAUUUAUAUUUUUAUGCAAAUUUUUAGUAAUCUCCACGAUUCCGCUAUUUUUUUUUAACUGCAAGCACAUAUGAAAUUAACUAUGGUACACAAAACAUGCUUUAAAACUGGCGAUUGUCUUUCUGCUAAUACUAUGUGGACAUGGUUUCGACACCCCUGUUGGAUUCUCUUCUCUUCUCGCUUGAAUAGUUUCCACUGUCAGUCAACCAGAGUUGUAAUUUAAAAGUUAAAUUCAAACCGGGUAAAGGUAACUACUAUUUCCAGUAAAUGUGCAAACUUGCAGGGUUGAGGCUCGAUCAUUUCGAUAGCGUAUUGAAUUUAUCUGAUUAUAAAGAAACCAUUUGUAUAUAAAUUAGAAGUUUAGAAAACUGUUGUAAAUACAGCAUAAAUCACCUGCACGGUAAUAUUGCAAUGGAUACGUUAUUGUUACUGUUGAAAUUAAAUAUAAUAUUCCUUU
This is a messenger RNA of Mytilus trossulus (common blue mussel), 3017 nucleotides long. RefSeq names its product small conductance calcium-activated potassium channel protein 2-like. Gene Ontology annotation, cellular component: neuron projection; neuronal cell body; plasma membrane. NCBI's taxonomy places the organism in Eukaryota, Metazoa, Mollusca, Bivalvia, Mytilida, Mytilidae. The record is from RefSeq and is a predicted model, not a curated record. Gene Ontology annotation, molecular function: small conductance calcium-activated potassium channel activity; calmodulin binding. Gene Ontology annotation, biological process: potassium ion transmembrane transport. The transcript is spliced from 3 exons. The coding region runs from base 233 to 1672 and encodes 479 amino acids.